AUGUGGCAGCGCACAGCAGCGGGACGCACUGGUGCUACUGCAGCUGCUGAGAACCAGAGUGUCGAGCAGACCUGGACCCCAGCAGAGACCCCUGGGACCCCCGACAUGUUCGACAACUCUAACUACCCCUUCAACUGCUUCAACUACGAUGGAGAAGGCUACCCCAGCUCCAGCUGCGAGGAGGACAAGAAAAUGUGCCGCCCCGCGUACAGUUACAUAGCUCUGAUCGCCAUGGCGAUCCAGCAGAGCCCGGAGCAGAGGGUUACUCUGUCGGGGAUCUAUGAGUUCAUCAUGAAGAGGUUCCCGUACUAUCGCUCCAACCAGCGAGCCUGGCAGAACUCCAUCAGACACAACCUGUCACUCAACAGCUGCUUCAUCAAGGUUCCUCGGACUGAGGGGAACGAAAAAGGCAAAGGAAACUUCUGGACUUUUGCCAGCGGCUGUGAGUCGAUGCUUGACUUGUUUGAAAACGGGAACUUCCGGCGCCGGCGCCGCAGGAGGAACAUGAAGCUGGGUUUGAGAGAGGGGGACACACCCUUCCCCCCUCUGGACACUCACCCCUCUGACUCCCCCCUCCGCCCCCUCAAUCCAGACAGGCCGCUGCCCCCACACACCCACAGCUCCAGCCAGGGCAAGCCCGAGUCUGAGAUCAAGUUCAGCAUCGACUACAUCCUGUCCACUCCAGACCCCCCACUGCCGGGCUUCAGGUGCCCCCAAGGGCCACUACACAUAGCCCCGACAGGGGCCCCCUUACACGUCCUGGAGCCUCCACACCUCAACCUGCACUUCUGGACACUAUGA
Molecule: messenger RNA, 801 nt
Organism: Knipowitschia caucasica
Lineage: Eukaryota; Metazoa; Chordata; Actinopteri; Gobiiformes; Gobiidae
Source: the annotation of a GenBank genome assembly